Molecule: messenger RNA, 1884 nt
Organism: Mercenaria mercenaria
Lineage: Eukaryota; Metazoa; Mollusca; Bivalvia; Venerida; Veneridae
Product: structure-specific endonuclease subunit slx1-like
Exons: 8
Coding region: 98-970 (290 amino acids)
Biological process (GO): double-strand break repair via homologous recombination
Cellular component (GO): Slx1-Slx4 complex
Molecular function (GO): crossover junction DNA endonuclease activity; 5'-flap endonuclease activity
Source: RefSeq, a predicted model, not a curated record
ACUUCCCUUUAUUCAUAUUUACCAUUUGUUCGUAAUCCGUUUUUGUUUACAGUUGAUGCUUGAUAUUACAGAAAUAACGUUGUUAUAAGUGGCAAAGAUGGUCCAUGAAAUAGAGAACUUCUAUGGUGUAUACCUAUUGUACAACGUCAACCCAAAAUUCAAAGGACGGACUUACAUAGGCUACACAGUGGAUCCUAACCGCAGAAUAAAGCAGCAUAACCUUGGGGUCCAGGCAGGUGGUGCCUACAGGACAAAUGGGAAGGGCCCAUGGGAGAUGGUGCUGAUCAUUCAUGGUUUCCCUAAUGACAUCUCAGGACUGAGGUUUGAGUGGGCGUGGCAACAUCCAGAUAAAUCUCGAAGACUGAAACACCUUCCUAAGAAGUCAAAGAAAGAAAAUCAGUUUGAAUUCAAAUUUAGAAUUGUGUCUGAGAUGUUACGGACUGCUCCGUGGAACAGACUUUCCCUGACAGUCAGAUGGUUGAAGCAGGAGUUCACACGGGAGUUUGACCCCAAGUUGACCCCACCUCUACAUAUGGCUGUAGCUUAUGGCCCUGUCAAAAGCAAGAAAGUGAAGAAUGCUAAGGCACCAAAAACCAAGGGAGGUAACACAGACUCUAGUGAAGACAUGGAUCCUGAACUGAUGACUCCCCCUGUCAGUAAACAUAUAAGAUGUGCUGUGUGUAUAAAACGCAUGCAGAGUGAAUCAAAUUCUGUUAGCUGUUACCACCCAAAAUGCUGUAUGGUCUCGCACAUUGCCUGUCUGGCCAAGUCAUUCCUGUCCCAGAAACAAGAGGAGAUAACUCAUAUCUUGCCAGUAGAGGGCGUCUGUCCUCGCUGCUCCCAGCAGUUACUAUGGGGAGACAUCAUUAGACAUAAACAUGGAUGUUACCAAACAUUAACAGAGGCUACAGAAGCAGACGACAGUGAAGAUGAUCAUUGGGCCAAUGAACUGCAAACCCAGGUCACGUGACAGCUACCAUAGUAAUAUACUACCAGAGUGAUAUACUGCCAGAGUGAUAUACUGCCAGAGUGAUAUUAUAUGCUUUUGACAGUACAGUUGGUACAGAGUAUACCUGGAUUAUUUAACGUCAUACCAAGGAAUGGACUUAUUUGUGCAUGUCUUAGUUUGAUUGAAGUUGCCACCCUUUACUCAUAUUGGUGACUUCUCUGGUAGAAUAUAUUUUGGAGGAUAGAUAAAGAUACUGAUCCCACACAAUUCCAUGAGCUUUUCCAUGUUUUUCUGUAUGCCAGGAAUAAAGUAUCCAUAUAGCACAGUUUACAAUUUUGAUUGGAGAAACAGAGCUAUGACUGUCUGACUUCUUUGUUCAUACAUAUUUCACUGUACAAUAAAUAAGCUUUUACGUUGAUGUCCUUGUAAUAACUGGUUGCAGGUCAUACUGUCUCGAGUGCUGCAAAUCAUUCCAAUGUUCAUAGUCACAUUUUUAUGCACACAGCACAUCAGUACAAUGUUUUUUAUUCAACAGUGUAACAAAUUCAUCAGAUCCAACAACAUUAUAAUGGCAGAUUGAUUCUCAAAUAUUGAUCACAGUGUUGAUGAAAAAGCAAUAUAAGUGACACUUGUAAGUAGUAGAAAAUCUGAAAACUGAAAUAAAACAAGAUAAAAAUGUAGAGAAGCUGGAUGAUAAAAAUGUCAGUAAAUGGCUGGCAUAUGUGCCUUCUAGCCAUAGUCGCAUAGCUGGUAUUAUUAUGUCCCAUGGGCCAAAGCACUAGGUGUGCCAUUAUUGCAAGAAGGCGCAAGCAUUAAAAUUAAAAUGAUUAAUGUAUGUUAAUAAAAAAUGUCAGCCACAUGUCUAUAAUUACAAGAUUUUUACAUGCCAGUAUACUAUAUAGACAAUGUUUUAGAAAUAAAUUUUGUAAAGAAGU